GUUACGAAAUGUGCAUUCAGUUGUCGAGUCAACAACGCGCCAAGCUACAUCGACAGCUCCUCCUGGCGCCUGACUCCAAGGCGGUCACACCCAAGGGCGUCUUACUGGCUAGCAAGGAGCUACAGGUGGUCUCCGCGCCCGUCACUUUGCCUGUGGUGUAUCAGAUGAUGCUGCAACACGUGCGGUCCAGCGCCGAUAUCCCCCUUCUGCAAAGGGCGUGCGGAGGCCUACAGGAGCCGCUGGUUUCCUACCUGCAACGCUGCACUAAGAUCUGCUGGUUCCUACAAACGCAUGAGCCGCCAAUCAUGCUUGACUUCACCGGAAGUAAGCCCGAACACUACGCUACCUACAUGGAGCAGACCUAUACAGGGGACCUGGACUAUGUUGUGUGGCCGGUUGUCAGGAGUCAGGAGGGCAGCGUUGGGUAUCUACUGCAGGGUUCAGCCAAGUUCCACAACUUUAAAACCACGGAGUCCCCUGCGAGACGCAGGCCAGUCCCGCCACCUCCCUCUCCGCAGCCUACCUCAGUGCCCUGGGAUGAGUACAGAAAAGAGGGCCUGUACUACUUCACUACAGACACAUAAAGAAAGCGUGCAUGUAUUACUUCACUACAGACACAAAGAAAGAGGGACUGUACUACUUCACUACAAACAUACAGAUAAGAGGACCUGUACUACUUCACUACAGACACAUAAAGAAAGAGGGAAUGUACUACUUCACUACAGACACAUACAGAAAGAGGACAUGUAUUACUUCACUACAGACACAUAAAGAAAGAGGGCCUGUACUACUUCACUACAGAUACAUACUGAAAGAGGGCCUGUACUACUUCACUACAGACACAUAAAGAAAGAGGGCCUGUAUUACUUCACUACAAACAUACAGAAAGAGGGACUUAACUGCUUCACUACAGACACAUAAUAAAAGAGGGACUAUACUACUUCACUACAGAAAUAGGACCUUUACUACUUCCCUACAGACACAUUAAGAAAGAGGGCUUGUACUACUUCACUACAGACACAUAAAAAGGGGGACUGUCCUACUUCACUACAGAAACUUACAGAGCCUGUACUACUUCAAUACAGACACAUAAAGAAAGAGGGCCUGUACUUCUUCACUACAGACACAAAGAAAGAGGGCCUGCACUACUUCACUACGGACACAUAAAGAAAGAGGGCAUGUACUACUUCACUACAGACAUAUACAGAAAAGGGGCAUGUACUACUUCACUACAGACACAUAAAGAAAGAGGGCCUGUACUACUUCACUAUGGACACAUAGAAAAAGGACAUGUACUACUUCACUACAGACAUAUACAGAAAGAGGGCAUGUACUACUUCACUACAGACACAUUAAGAAAGAGGGCCUGUAUUACUUCACUACAGACACAUACAGAAAGAUGGCCUGUACUACUUCACUACAGACACAUACAGAAAGAGGGCCUGUAAUACUUCACUACAGACACAUUCAGAAAGAGUGACUGUACUGCUUCACUACAGACACAUAAAAGAAGAGUGACUGUUCUACUUCACUACAGACAAAUAAAGAAAGAGGUCAUGUACUACUUCACUAAGGACAGAUCAAGAAAGAGGGCCUGCACUACUUCACUACAGACACAUAAAAGAAGAGGGACUGUACUACUUCACUACAGACACAUAAAGAAAGAGGGCAUGCACUGCUUCACUACCGAUAC
This is a messenger RNA of Dreissena polymorpha, 1693 nucleotides long. RefSeq lists its product as uncharacterized. NCBI's taxonomy places the organism in Eukaryota, Metazoa, Mollusca, Bivalvia, Myida, Dreissenidae. The coding region runs from base 9 to 584 and encodes 191 amino acids. The transcript has 2 exons. The record is from RefSeq and is a predicted model, not a curated record.